Molecule: messenger RNA, 2146 nt
Organism: Sodiomyces alkalinus F11
Lineage: Eukaryota; Fungi; Ascomycota; Sordariomycetes; Glomerellales; Plectosphaerellaceae
Product: dtdp-glucose-dehydratase
Exons: 4
Coding region: 421-1698 (425 amino acids)
Biological process (GO): nucleotide-sugar metabolic process
Molecular function (GO): dTDP-glucose 4,6-dehydratase activity
Source: RefSeq, a predicted model, not a curated record
CUUGGCUUUUGCCUCUCAGCCACUCGCCACGUCCAACGCAUAUCUCGUUAUCAGUUUAUUCUUUUCUUCUCUUCAGAUUGUCGAUGCCGCAGCGCAACCAAUAAGAGCGGAAAUUCAUACUAAACCAAGAAGGGACAAAAAAAAACCGAACCGACGUAUCAAAGUACUCCGCUCGACACACAUCUGCCGACGUCGAACAUCAAGUAGUGGCCUCAGACGCACUGGUGGGAACGUUACUUAAUCGAACGCCGCACUAACUCCUCGAUCUCCUGCCGCCACUCGAGGUGAGGCUCUUAAGCUUGAGUCGAUUUCGAUUCCGCUUCGGCUUGCGUUGGUCGCGUACGGCAUAUAUCGCGAAGAACUCCAAUCUUCUCGCUCCACUCUCCCCAUCUUUCCCAGACUUCACACAUCGCCGUCGCAAUGGCCCCUAACGGAACUACCACCUCUCGCGGCCAUCCCGCUCGCAAGAAGUUCUUCGAGGACUUCGGCAUCUGGAAGGAGGCCCCUCUUCUGACUGGCACCACCAAGUUUGAACCCCUCCCCCAUGUCAAGAAUAUCAUGGUCACAGGUGGAGCUGGCUUCAUCGCUUGCUGGUUCGUCCGCCACCUUACCAUGACCUAUCCCGAUGCGUACAACAUUGUCUCCUUCGACAAGCUCGACUACUGCGCGUCGCUCAACAAUACCCGUGCCCUCAACGAACGCCACAAUUUCACCUUCGUCCAAGGUGACAUUACUAACCCCAACGAGGUGCUCAACUGCCUGAAGCGCUACAACAUCGACACCAUCUUCCAUUUCGCCGCCCAGUCCCACGUCGAUCUGAGCUUCGGUAACUCGUACGGUUUCACCCACACCAACGUCUACGGCACCCACGUGCUCCUCGAGGGCGCCAAGAGCGUUGGCAUCGGCCGCUUCAUCCACGUUUCCACCGACGAAGUCUAUGGUGAGGUCAAGGACGACGACGAUGACCUUCUCGAGACCAGCAUUCUGGCCCCGACCAACCCCUACGCCGCCAGCAAGGCCGCCGCUGAGAUGUUGGUCCACUCGUACCAGAAGAGCUUCAAGCUCCCCGUCAUCAUCGUGCGGAGCAACAACGUUUACGGCCCGCACCAGUUCCCUGAGAAGAUUAUUCCCAAAUUCACCUGCUUGUUGAACCGUCGCCAGCCCCUCGUCCUUCACGGUGACGGCAGCAAUACCCGGCGUUACCUUUUCGCCGGCGACGCGGCCGACGCAUUCGACACCAUCCUGCACAAGGGUCAGAUCGGCCAGAUCUACAACGUCGGUUCCUACGACGAGAUCUCCAACCUGGAGCUCUGCAGGCUGCUCCUGAAGGAGCUCAACAUCCCCCACGAGACCCCGGAGGACUUCACCAAGUGGGUCAAGUACACCCACGACCGCCCCUUCAACGACCACCGGUACGCCGUCGACGGCACCAAGCUGCGCCAGCUCGGCUGGGACCAGAAGACCAGCUUCGAGGAUGGCCUGAAGAUGACCGUCGACUGGUACCUCAAGUUCGGCGAGGAGUGGUGGGACGACAUCACCCAGGUGCUCACGCCUUUCCCCAUCGUCACCAGCCUGGAGAUCAUCGGCGACAAGGAGCCCGUCUCGGACAGGCCUCUCGUCAAGACGGUUCCCGAGCCGAUCAACGGCAAGAAGAGGAAGAUCGAGCGGGCCAACGGCGUCCAUGCUGUCCCGGUUUGAAUACGAUGAAACGGCAACAGGCAAGGCACGGAUCCCGCCUUGCUCUCUCCCCCCCACUUUUUUCUUUUUUAGAAAAGAGAAGUCCACUAGACUCGGCGUACUAGAUGGUUUGCAUAGAAGCUGGAAGCGUUACAUUGAUGGCAUGGCAUGACUUUCGGGCGAGCAAGUUCAGGAAAGCGAGAGCAUCAUCUCCCAUUUCUUUUUUAUAUUUUUUCAUUGCGCUUUCUCAGCCCGUUUCUCUUAUUGUUUCUCUCGCGUUUCUGCCGCGUUAUGUAUCUAUCAUGUUCCAUGCUUUGCGGGGAUUCCCACGAUGACUUUUUUUAUGGGGGACACAUGGCGCUUGGUUGAACUUGCAGCAUAUAGACGCAUUGGAAAGCUCAUGUGCCCUGGGCCGGGCUUUGCUGUAAUCGAUAGAUUUGAAUGCAAUGAAUACACUCUGCUUCGUGCA